Macaca mulatta (Rhesus monkey) is the source of this 9446-nucleotide messenger RNA. RefSeq names its product ARFGEF family member 3 (gene ARFGEF3). The record is from RefSeq and is a predicted model, not a curated record. Gene Ontology annotation, molecular function: guanyl-nucleotide exchange factor activity. Gene Ontology annotation, biological process: regulation of ARF protein signal transduction. NCBI's taxonomy places the organism in Eukaryota, Metazoa, Chordata, Mammalia, Primates, Cercopithecidae.
UGUAUGCAACGCUGCACAGGGAGUGGCCCAAAAAAGCUGUUCGUGACUGAACGCAAGAAUUUUCUGGUUAGCAGACGACGGGAUGCAGCGGGCGCGGCGCCUGCACCACGCUGGGGGUCCGGGUGUCAGGGCUGGGCUGCUCCGACUCCGCCCGCGGCCACCGUCGGCGCAGGGGGUGCGAGGACCGCGGGGAGGCCCCUCCCCGCCUGCUUCCCGCCGCCCGCUGCCGAGCAGGCGCUCCCUCCCGGCGGCUGGCGCGCCAGCUCCGGACAUCCGUCCCCACCUUUCCGCGAAGCACUGCGCCCGCGGGGCCUGCCUCGGCGGUCAGGUCAGCGGCCUCCAGCCUCGCUCUCCAGUCCCAGCCCGCAGCCGCCGCCGAGCGGAGCGCACCUGACCCAGGCGGGCGGGGCGGCGGGCGGGGCGCGGGGCUGACGUGGCCCGCGGCAUGGAGCGGGCGUGAUUCAUCAGCAGCCGUGCCGGGGCGGCAUGGGGGCGCGCGCGGCGGCCGCCUAGGCGCCCAGGGCCAGGCAGCGGCGGCGUCCACGGCCCGGCUCGCCAGCGCUUCUCUCCCUGUGGGCGGCGGCCCGGCGCCUGGAAGGUCAAGAUGGAAGAGAUCCUGAGGAAGCUGCAGAAGGAGGCGUCCGGGAGCAAGUACAAAGCCAUCAAGGAGAGCUGCACCUGGGCCCUGGAAACUCUGGGUGGUUUGGAUACUAUUGUCAAGAUCCCUCCACAUGUACUGAGGGAGAAAUGCCUGCUGCCUCUCCAGUUGGCUUUGGAAUCCAAGAAUGUGAAGCUGGCCCAACACGCAUUGGCAGGGAUGCAGAAGCUUCUGUCGGAAGAGAGGUUUGUAUCCAUGGAAACAGACUCUGAUGAGAAGCAGCUGCUCAAUCAGAUCCUGAAUGCCGUGAAAGUGACGCCUUCGCUCAACGAGGACCUGCAGGUGGAAGUGAUGAAGGUUUUACUGUGCAUCACCUACACACCGACAUUUGAUCUGAAUGGGAGUGCCGUACUGAAGAUCGCGGAGGUAUGCAUUGAGACAUACAUAAGCAGCUGUCACCAGCGUAGCAUAAACACUGCUGUGCGGGCAACUCUCAGUCAAAUGCUGAGUGACUUGACUUUACAGUUACGACAGAGGCAGGAGAAUACGAUAAUUGAAAACCCAGAUGUCCCACAGGAAUUCGGGAAUCAAGGGUCAACAGUAGAGUCCCUCUGUGAUGAUGUUGUCUCUGUACUCACCGUCCUGUGUGAGAAGCUGCAAGCCGCCAUAAAUGACAGCCAGCAGCUGCAGCUUCUCUACCUGGAGUGCGUCCUGUCUGUGCUCAGCAGCUCCUCCUCCUCCAUGCACCUGCACAGGCGCUUCACGGACCUGAUCUGGAAGAACCUCUGCCCUGCUCUCAUCGUCAUCCUGGGGAAUCCAAUUCAUGACAAAACCAUCACCUCUGCUCACAGCAGCAGCACCAGUACCAGCCUGGAGUCGGACUCUGCGUCUCCGGGAGUGUCUGAUCAUGGCCGGGGAUCAGGCUGCUCCUGCACUGCUCCAGCCCUGAGCGGGCCUGUGGCUCGGACUAUCUAUUACAUUGCAGCCGAGCUGGUCCGGCUGGUGGGGUCCGUGGACUCCAUGAAGCCCGUGCUGCAGUCCCUCUACCACCGAGUGCUGCUGUACCCCCCACCCCAGCACCGUGUGGAAGCCAUCAAAAUAAUGAAAGAGAUACUCGGGAGCCCACAGCGUCUCUGUGACUUGGCAGGACCCAGCUCCAUUGAAUCAGAGUCCAGAAAAAGAUCAAUUUCAAAAAGAAAGUCUCAUCUGGAUCUCCUCAAACUCAUCAUGGAUGGCAUGACCGAAGCAUGCAUCAAGGGUGGCAUCGAAGCUUGCUAUGCAGCCGUGUCCUGUGUCUGCACCUUGCUGGGUGCCCUGGAUGAGCUCAGCCAGGGGAAGGGCUUGAGCGAAGGUCAGGUGCAACUGCUGCUUCUGCGCCUUGAGGAGCUGAAGGAUGGGGCUGAGUGGAGCCGAGAUUCCAUGGAGAUCAAUGAGGCUGACUUCCGCUGGCAGCGGCGAGUGCUGUCCUCGGAACACACGCCGUGGGAGUCAGGGAACGAGAGGAACCUUGACAUCAGCAUCAGUGUCACCACAGACACAGGCCAGACCACUCUCGAGGGAGAGUUGGGUCAGACUACACCUGAGGACCACUCGGGAAACCACAAGAACAGUCUCAAGUCGCCAGCCAUCCCGGAGGGCAAGGAGACGCUGAGCAAAGUAUUGGAAACAGAGGCAGUAGACCAGCCAGAUGUCGUGCAGAGAAGCCACACAGUCCCUUACCCUGACAUAACUAACUUCCUGUCAGUAGACUGCAGGACAAGGUCCUAUGGAUCUAGGUAUAGUGAGAGCAAUUUUAGUGUUGAUGACCAAGACCUUUCUAGGACAGAAUUUGAUUCCUGUGAUCAGUACUCAAUGGCAGCAGAAAAGGACUCGGGCAGGUCCGACGUGUCAGACAUUGGGUCGGACAACUGUUCUCUAGCCGAUGAAGAGCAGACCCCCCGGGACUGCCUAGGCCACCGGUCCCUGCGAGCUGCCGCCCUGUCUCUAAAACUGCUGAAGAACCAGGAGGCGGAUCAGCACAGCGCCAGGCUGUUCAUACAGUCCCUGGAAGGCCUCCUCCCUCGGCUCCUGGCUCUCUCCAGUGUGGAGGAGGUGGACACUGCUCUGCAGAACUUUGCCUCUACUUUCUGCUCAGGCAUGAUGCACUCUCCUGGCUUUGAUGGGAAUAGCAGCCUCAGCUUCCAGAUGCUGAUGAACGCAGACAGCCUCUACACAGCUGCACACUGCGCCCUGCUCCUCAACCUGAAGCUCUCCCAUGGUGACUACUACAGGAAGCGGCCGACCCUGGCGCCAGGCGUGAUGAAGGACUUCAUGAAGCAGGUGCAGACCAGCGGCGUGCUGAUGGUCUUCUCCCAGGCCUGGAUUGAGGAGCUCUACCAUCAGGUGCUCGACAGGAACAUGCUUGGAGAGGCUGGCUAUUGGGGCAGCCCGGAAGAUAACAGCCUUCCCCUGAUCACAAUGCUGACCGAUAUUGAUGGCUUAGAGAGUAGUGCCAUUGGUGGCCAGCUGAUGGCCUCAGCUGCUACAGAGUCUCCUUUUGCCCAGAGCAGGAGAAUCGAUGACUCCACAGUGGCAGGUGUGGCAUUUGCUCGCUAUAUUCUGGUGGGCUGCUGGAAGAACUUGAUCGAUACUUUAUCAACCCCACUGACUGGUCGAAUGGCAGGGAGCUCCAAAGGGCUGGCCUUCAUUCUGGGAGCUGAAGGCAUCAAAGAGCAGAACCAGAAGGAACGGGACGCCAUCUGCAUGAGCCUCGAUGGGCUGCGGAAAGCCGCACGGCUGAGCUGCGCUCUAGGGGUUGCUGCUAACUGCGCCUCGGCUCUUGCCCAGAUGGCAGCUGCCUCCUGUGUCCAAGAAGAAAAAGAAGAGAGGGAGGCCCAAGAACCUAGUGAUGCCAUCACACAAGUGAAACUAAAAGUGGAGCAGAAACUGGAGCAGAUUGGGAAGGUGCAGGGGGUGUGGCUGCACACUGCCCACGUCUUGUGCAUGGAGGCCAUCCUCAGCGUAGGCCUGGAGAUGGGAAGCCACAACCCGGACUGCUGGCCACACGUGUUCAGGGUGUGUGAGUACGUGGGCACCCUGGAGCACAACCACUUCAGCGAUGGCGCCUUGCAGCCCCCUCUGACCAUCAGCCAGCCCCAGAAGGCCACUGGGAGCGCUGGCCUCCUUGGGGACCCCGAGUGUGAGGGCUCGCCCACGGAGCAGAGCCCGGAGCAGGGGCGCUCCCUGAGCACGGCCCCCGUCGUCCAGCCCCUGUCCAUCCAGGACCUCGUCCGGGAAGGCAGCCGGGGCCGGGCCUCGGACUUCCGCGGCGGGAGCCUCAUGAGCGGGAGCAGCGCCGCCAAGGUGGUGCUCACCCUCUCCACGCAGGCCGACAGGCUCUUUGAAGAUGCUACGGAUAAGUUGAACCUCAUGGCCCUGGGAGGCUUUCUUUACCAGCUGAAGAAAGCAUCGCAGUCUCAGCUUUUUCAUUCCGUCACGGAUACAGUUGAUUACUCUCUGGCAAUGCCAGGAGAGGUUAAAUCCACUCAAGACCGAAAAAGCGCCCUCCACCUGUUCCGCCUGGGGGAUGCCAUGCUGAGGAUUGUGCGGAGCAAAGCACGGCCCCUGCUGCACGUGAUGCGCUGCUGGAGCCUAGUGGCCCCACACCUGGUGGAGGCUGCUUGCCAUAAGGAAAGACAUGUGUCUCAGAAGGCUGUUUCCUUCAUCCAUGACAUACUGACAGAGGUCCUCACUGACUGGAAUGAGCCACCUCAUUUUCACUUCAAUGAAGCACUCUUCCGACCUUUCGAGCGCAUUAUGCAGCUGGAGUUGUGUGAUGAGGACGUCCAAGACCAGGUUGUGACAUCCAUUGGUGAGCUGGUUGAAGUGUGUUCCACGCAGAUCCAGUCCGGAUGGAGACCCUUGUUCAGCGCUCUGGAAACAGUGCACGGCGGGAACAAGUCGGAGGUGAAGGAGUACCUGGUUGGUGACUACUCCAUGGGAAAAGGCCAAGCUCCAGUGUUUGAUGUAUUUGAAGCUUUUCUCAAUACCGACAACAUCCAGGUCUUUGCUAAUGCAGCCACAAGCUACAUCAUGUGCCUUAUGAAGUUUGUCAAAGGACUGGGGGAAGUGGACUGUAAAGAGAUUGGAGACUGUGCCCCGGCACCUGGAGCCCCGUCCACAGACCUGUGCCUCCCAGCCCUGGAUUACCUCAGGCGCUGCUCUCAGUUAUUGGCCAAAAUCUACAAAAUGCCCUUGAAGCCAAUAUUCCUUAGUGGGAGACUUGCCAGCUUGCCUCGAAGGCUUCAGGAACAGUCAGCCAGCAGUGAGGAUGGAAUUGAAUCAGUCCUGUCUGAUUUUGAUGAUGACACCGGUCUGAUAGAAGUCUGGAUAAUCCUGCUGGAGCAGCUGACAGCGGCUGUGUCCAAUUGUCCACGGCAGCACCAACCACCAACUUUGGAUUUACUCUUUGAGCUACUGAGAGAUGUGACCAAAACACCAGGACCAGGGUUUGGCAUCUAUGCAGUGGUUCACCUCCUGCUUCCUGUGAUGUCCCUUUGGCUCCGCCGUAGCCAUAAAGACCAUUCCUACUGGGAUGUGGCCUCUGCCAAUUUCAAGCAUGCUAUUGGUCUGUCCUGUGAGCUGGUGGUGGAGCACAUUCAAAGCUUUCUACAUUCAGACAUCAGGUACGAGAGCAUGAUCAAUACCAUGCUGAAAGACCUCUUCGAGCUGCUGGUCGCCUGUGUGGCCAAGCCCACUGAAACCAUCUCCAGAGUGGGCUGCUCCUGUAUUAGAUACGUCCUUGUGACAGCAGGCCCUGUGUUCACUGAGGAGAUGUGGAGGCUUGCCUGCUGUGCCCUGCAAGAUGCGUUCUCUGCCACACUCAAGCCAGUGAAGGACCUGCUGGGCUGCUUCCACAGCGGCACAGAGAGCUUCAGCGGGGAAGGCUGCCAGGUGCGGGUGGCGGCCCCAUCCUCCUCCCCAAGUGCCGAGGCCGAGUACUGGCGCAUCCGAGCCAUGGCCCAGCAGGUGUUUAUGCUGGACACCCAGUGCUCACCAAAGACACCAAACAACUUUGACCAUGCUCAGUCCUGCCAGCUCAUUAUUGAGCUGCCUCCUGAUGAAAAACCAAAUGGACACACCAAGAAAAGCGUGUCUUUCAGGGAAAUUGUGGUGAGCCUGCUGUCCCAUCAGGUGUUACUCCAGAACUUAUAUGACAUCUUGUUAGAAGAGUUUGUCAAAGGCCCCUCUCCUGGAGAGGAAAAGACGAUCCAAGUGCCAGAAGCCAAGCUGGCUGGCUUCCUCAGAUACAUCUCCAUGCAGAACUUGGCAGUCAUAUUCGACCUGCUGCUGGACUCUUACAGGACUGCCAGGGAGUUUGACACCAGCCCCGGGCUGAAGUGCCUGCUGAAGAAAGUGUCUGGCAUCGGGGGCGCCGCCAACCUCUACCGUCAGUCUGCGAUGAGCUUUAACAUUUAUUUCCACGCCCUGGUGUGUGCUGUUCUCACCAAUCAAGAAACCAUCACGGCCGAGCAAGUGAAGAAGGUCCUUUUUGAGGACGACGAGAGAAGCACAGAUUCUUCCCAGCAGUGUUCAUCGGAGGAUGAAGACAUCUUUGAGGAAACCGCCCAGGUCAGCCCCCCGAGAGGCAAGGAGAAGAGACAGUGGCGGGCACGGAUGCCCUUGCUCAGCGUCCAGCCUGUCAGCAACGCAGAUUGGGUGUGGCUGGUCAAGAGGCUGCACAAGCUGUGCAUGGAACUGUGCAACAACUACAUCCAGAUGCACUUGGACCUGGAGAACUGUUUGGAGGAGCCUCCCAUCUUCAAGGGCGACCCAUUCUUCAUCCUGCCCUCCUUCCAGUCCGAGUCAUCCACCCCAUCCACGGGGGGCUUCUCUGGGAAAGAAACCCCUUCCGAGGACGACAGAAGCCAGUGCCGGGAGCACACGGGCGAGUCCCUGAGCCUGAAGACCGCUGGUGGGGACCUGCUGCUGCUGCCCCCCAGCCCCAAAGUAGAGAAGAAGGAUCCCAGCCGGAAGAAGGAGUGGUGGGAGAAUGCAGGCAACAAAAUCUACACCAUGGCGGCCGACAAGACCAUUUCAAAGUUGAUGACCGAAUACAAAAAGAGGAAACAGCAGCACAACCUGGCCGCGUUCCCCAAAGAGGUCAAAGUGGAGAAGAAAGGAGAGCCACUGGGUCCCAGGGGCCAGGACUCCCCACUGCUUCAGCGUCCCCAGCACUUGAUGGACCAAGGGCAAAUGCGGCAUUCCUUCAGCGCAGGCCCCGAGCUGCUGCGACAGGACAAGAGGCCCCGCUCAGGCUCCACCGGCAGCUCCCUUAGUGUCUCGGUGAGAGACGCAGAAGCACAGAUCCAGGCAUGGACCAACAUGGUGCUAACAGUUCUCAAUCAGAUUCAGAUUCUCCCAGACCAGACCUUUACGGCCCUCCAACCCGCAGUGUUCCCGUGCAUCAGUCAGCUGACCUGUCACGUGACUGACAUCAGAGUUCGCCAGGCUGUGAGGGAGUGGCUGGGCAGGGUGGGCCGUGUCUAUGACAUCAUUGUGUAGACAUCAUUGUGUAGCAGACUCCUAUUCCACUCCGCCACCAAACAGCAGUAGUGAGGGUUAGAGUCUGCCUGCCUAUCCAACUGUUGCGUUUUCCCCACCACCAGCCCCACUUAAACUAGUGUCUCAGAGAACAAUGUUUCCUAAUGUAAAAAGCCUUUCCAACCACUGAUCAGCAUUGGGGCCAUGCUAAGGUUUGUAUCUAGAUGACACAAACGAUAUUCUGAUUUUGCACAUUAUUAUAGAAGAAUCUAUAAUCCUUGAUAUGUUUCUAACUCUUGAAGUAUAUUUCCCAGUGCUUUUGCUUACAGCAUUGUCCCCAAAUGGGUCAUUUUCAAGGGUUACUCAUUUGAAAACACUAUAUUGAUCUAUCAUCUUAAAAAUAAAUAUAAUUCCUAAGGCAAUAUCUGCUGGUAAAUCAAGCUGAUAUGUAAACUCAGACAUCUAGUACCAGGGAUUAUUAACUGGAGGAAGAUUUAUGAUUAUGGGUUUGGCUGGGAAGAAGACAACUAUAAAAACAUAUUCUUGGGUGUCAUAAUCAAGAAAGAGGUGACUUCUGUUGUAAAAUAAUCCAGAACACUUCAAAAUUAUUCCUAAAUAAGAUUUUCAGCUAUUCACCAAUUUCCCCAUAUAAGGUACUGUUGUGCCUUGAUUUCUGUAUGAUUUCUGUAUGUCUAAAAGAAGAAAGUUCUUUCCUAGCAGGGUUUGAAGUCUGUGGCUUGUCAGCCUGUGACACAGAGUACCCAGUGAAAGUGGCUGAUACAUAGAUCGUCGAGAGACAUGAGACCGACCAGCCACCCUGGCUGUUCUCGUGGUGUUUGCUUCCGUCCCCAAGGCAAACAAGGAAAGGAAAGAAAAAAUGGUGCCUUAGUCUUUUGUUGCACUUACAUUUCCAUGCCCCACAAUUAUCUGAACGUAAGGUAUAACAUUUGGUUUUUAAGACAACAAAACAGUAAAACACAACUCAUUUUAUAUCAACACACUUGGAGGAAAGGGACUCAGGAAGGGAGCAGGGAGUGUGGGGUAGGGAUGGAUUAUGAUGAAAUCAUUUUCAAUCUUAAAAUAUAACACAACAAUCUUGCAAAAUUAUGGUGUCAGUUACACAAGCGCAAGUCUCAUAAAAUGAAGGCAAUGGAGAAAGACACUGAAAUUUAGAAAAUUUUGUCUAUUUAAAAUAUUUCUCCUAUCUAGCAAGUAAAGUUACCCUACGUUUGAUGUCUUUUCAUUCAGACCAAUAUUUCAGGUGGAUAUUUCUAAGUACUGAAAGCUUUAUCUUAUUAUUUACAGUAUUUUUACAUUAUCCUAAUGAUUGAAAACUCCUCAAUCAAGCUUACUUACACACAUUCUACAGAGCAGAGUUAGUUGUUAAGGCAUACAUUAUAAUUUCUCAGCUCUAUUCGUAAUGAAUAAGUCACCCUUUAAAUAAAAGACAAAUUCUGCAGUCUUGAAACACGGAUUUAAAAGGGUAUUUGCAAACUUUGCCCUCCUUGAGAAACAUGGAACUAACUUAGAGGUUAAGAGGAAGGCAGUGUUGUGACUUCUUCAGGUGAUCUGAAAGAAAGACCCUUAUCAUUCUGUGUGCCAUCUAGAGAUCACCACAGAAUCCAUUUUUUUCCCAGUUCCACAGAACACUCUGUUUGCCUUCAUUUUUCACUCACUAGACAAUAAUUCAAGUUUAGAAACAGGUAAUCAGCUAUUUGAUCUUAAAAGGCAAUGAAUUGUUGGGAUAUCAGUGAACUAUGUUGUAUACUUUUGAAUUUUUAUACUUUAUAAAUGGAAUUGAAAGUUGGAUAACUGCUUUUUUUUUUUUAUUUUCCAACAGAAGUAACACCACAGUUGUUUUGUUUCUUUUUAUAGCUUACCUGAGGUUCAGUUCUUCUUUGUGAACCUGUGAGUACUCCACAGUUUACUGGGGGAAAAGGCCUCAGUAAAGCAGAGGCCAGAAUUACAGUAUUUAUACAUAGCAACUUUUCAUAAAGUAGAAAAAUUCAAAGGAAGCUGUCUCAAUUUGUGAAUACCGGCUGGGCGCAGUGGCUCAUGCCUGUAAUCCCAACACUCUGGGAGGCCGAGGUGGGCGGAUCACAUGCGGUCAGGAGUUUGAGACCAGCCUGGACAACAUGGUGAAACCCCGUCUCUACCAAAUAUGCAAAAAUUAGCUAGGUGUGGUAGCAUGCACCUGUAAUCCCAGCUACUCAGGAGGCUGAGACAGGAGAAUCGCUUGAACCCAGGAGGCGGAGGUUGCAGUGAGCCGAGAUUGUGCCAUUGCACUCCAGCCUGGGCGACAAGAGUGAAACUCCAUCUAAAAAAA